Molecule: messenger RNA, 2418 nt
Organism: Cyphellophora attinorum
Lineage: Eukaryota; Fungi; Ascomycota; Eurotiomycetes; Chaetothyriales; Cyphellophoraceae
Product: putative beta-glucosidase M
Exons: 2
Coding region: 1-2418 (805 amino acids)
Biological process (GO): glucan catabolic process
Molecular function (GO): beta-glucosidase activity
Source: RefSeq, a predicted model, not a curated record
AUGCCGUUUCUACAUUUCUCAUCAUCUCCACACACCCAUGUCUCCUACAGAAGCGUCAAGUAUGUCAUAAUGUUGGUGAUCGCGUUCAUCUUUGCAUUCUUCGGCUGUGGUAGAUCGUAUACAACAGGCAACUACACCAACGUACCCGACCCAUACCAAGGCCUCAGCCCGCCAGUAUAUCCGUCACCAGAAGGCAAAGGUAACAGCAAUCCACAAUGGACAGAAGCAUACAGGCAAGCCCGAGAUCUCCUCUCGCAACUUACCCUAGAUGAGAAGGUCAACCUCACCGGCGGUCACCUAGGACGAUGCGUUGGCAGCACUGCGGCAGUCCCGCGCGUGGGAUGGGGACCAAUGUGUCUCUCCGACGGACCCAGCGGUAUUCGUGAUGUCGAGUUCGUGUCGGCUUUUCCUGCCGGUCUCACUCUCGGAGCUACCUUCGAUCGGAACCUGACGUACCAAUACGGCAAAGCUAUCGGCGAAGAGUAUCGAGACUUCGGCUUGAAGAUGUAUCUUGGGCCUAUGGCUGGUCCGCUCGGACGAAUCGCACGUGGAGGCAGGAAUUGGGAAGGCUUCAGCAACGAUCCGUAUCUGUCUGGCGCUGGAAUGGGAGCCGUCACAAAAGGCAUACAGUCAACUGGUACUUUCGCGGUCGCAAAGCAUUGGCUUGGCAAUGAGCAAGAGGAGCGACGCAGAGCCUAUGAGGACAGAGGCGAAGCUAUCUCCUCCAACAUCGAUGAUCGGACGUUGCACGAGCUCUAUGCAUUUCCGUUCAUGGAUGCGCUCAAAGCAGGUGCUGCAAGUGUUAUGAUCAGCUACCAACGGCUCAACAACUCAUACUCGUCGCAGAACUCCGCACUUAUCAAUGGCAUCCUGAAGACGCAACUCGGGUUCGAAGGCCUUGUAAUGUCUGAUUGGAACUCUCAGUAUGCAGGAGUGGCUUCCGCACACGCGGGACUUGAUCUCAACAUGCCCGACGCCGGAUGGUGGGGUGGCAAUCUCACACAUGCCGUCCAAAACGGCUCGGUCACUGCUUCACGAUUGGAUGACAUGGUCGUUCGGCAGCUAGCCGCCGCCUUCUACGUUCAGCUAGAAGCAGAAAAGCACAAUUCUGGGUAUACUACACCGCUGCCAGGUACCCAGCGUCCCAUCAAUACUCAAGCCGCGGAGCACGACCGCCUGAUCAGAGAGGUCGCUGCAGCGGGCACAGUCUUGGUCAAGAAUGCGAACAAUUUCCUUCCCCUCAAGGAUCCCAAGUUCCUGACGGUGUACGGCUACGAUGCCGAGCUACGGAGAAAUCCCUGGGGUAAUAGUCCUGGAAUCUUUGCUGGUGGACCGGAAGAGAACUUCGGCUGGAAUACACACAACGGAACAUUGAUCGCUGGAGGCGGCUCCGGUUCCUCUACGCCAUCCUGGGUAGUCUCGCCAUUUCACGCCAUCACAGAGCGCAUGAUGGCCACGCACGGCGUCGUUCGCUGGAACUUUAUCUCCGACUCUCCACAACCUCCUUAUCCAGAAGUCGACGCUUGCCUAGUUUUCAUCAAUGCAUACGCCUCGGAAGUGUUCGAUCGCACCUCACUUGUAGACGAAUUCUCCGACCGACUGAUCCACAAUCUGGCAGCCAACUUUACCAAUGUCGUCGUCGUAAUUCACAACGCCGGCAUUCGUGUAGUAGACGCAUGGAUCGAGCAUCCCAACGUCACAGCUGUGCUCUUCGCCGGUCUGCCCGGACAGCAGGCCGGAAACGCCAUAGCAGAUGUUCUCUGGGGCGACGUCAAUCCUUCAGGGCGGCUUCCCUUUACAGUUGCCAAGAAGGAGAGCGACUAUGGGCACCUGCUGAACUCGACUGCAAGCGACGAUUCAUAUCCACAGGAUGACUUUACUGAGGGUCUCUACAUCGACUACCGCGCCUUUCAUCGGGAUGAUAUUGAGCCGAGGUUUCCCUUUGGGUUCGGAUUGUCCUACACGGACUUCUCGUACGAGCUGUUGGACGUGGAGUACGUUGAUGCGGUCUCACACGACGAGUGGCCUGAUUCAGAACGGGAGAUUGUUCAAGGAGGACAUCCUGAACUUUGGGAUACGCUAUUCACCGCUCGCGUUCGUGUUCGCAAUGUCGGAGAUGUUGCAGGUCACGCAGUGCCCCAACUUUACGUCUCGAUCCCGGAUAGUCCUAAAUGGCAGCUCCGAGGCUUUGAGCGCGUUGGGCCGCUUGCUCCUGGAGCACAAGAAGUUGUGGAAAUGAACCUGACGCGCCGAGAUCUCAGUACCUGGGACGUGGGGAGGCAGAAUUGGAGGUUGAGGUGCGGUGCGGAAUACCUCGUUGCUGUUGGGGACAAUGCUAGAGAUAUGGUAGAGAGUGACGGACUGGGAGUUCAUCGCUUAGGGAACCUAUGCAAACGGGAGAGUGAGUGGACGGUCUAG